GAAGAGGGUAUACAAACCGAAGAAUUACCCAUCCAUUUAAGCAUAUGAAGCGGGUUGAACCUGUAUUAAUUUCAAGAAUGGAGGAGAUUGUUCGAACUGAGCUGGGAAUGCCUCCUCCGACUAAGGAGGUUAAGCAAGAAUUGCCUGACGCCAACCUUGAAUUGAUUGAUAUGGAAGUUUCUAGCGGUGGGCCCUCGUCAGUUUCUAUCUCUCCAGAUGCCCCAUCUCCUCUUCCAUCUUGCUCAUCAAGUGAUAGGGCUAAAACUGAUGAUAAGGUUGAGUCUGAAAUCAAGGCCGAACCCGAGGACAUCAACGACGAUGCUACUUUGGAAAAGUUUGCAGGUUCAUCGUGCACCUCUUCACUCUCUUGUAAUGCUUCCGAUGAUGGAAAAAAUUCAGAAAAAAGUACAGAAGCAGCCGAUGAUUGA
Molecule: messenger RNA, 428 nt
Organism: Meloidogyne enterolobii
Lineage: Eukaryota; Metazoa; Nematoda; Chromadorea; Rhabditida; Meloidogynidae
Source: the annotation of a GenBank genome assembly